AUGGUCGCCAAUAUCAAGGCCGUGGCGGUCAUCGGCGCUGGGCCGGCUGGAGCCAUCACGAUCGAUGCACUGGCGGAGGAGAAGAAAUUCGACGUGAUUCGAGUGUUUGAGAGGCGGGAGAAAGCGGGCGGAAUAUGGAUCGGCGACACCGAUAUACGUCCCAAGUUGGCUUCUCUUCGCCCGCUGUUGGAACAAACAGCCGAUCAGCCAGUCCCGAUCCCAUCCCAGCUCCCCACUAUCACACCUCAGGAGCCCCGAAUCAACAGUGCUGAACACCGCUAUACGUAUACGCCAGUCUACCCGGGCAUGAUCAGCAACAUCGAUGAGCGGAUCAUGGCCUACACCAAAGAGCCGUUUCCGCUACCCCGGGACCCAGUCACCAACCAACCGAUAGAUCAGAGAGCGCCGUUUCGAAACAGCGAGAUCGUGCGUGAAUGGGUCGAGAGCUUGUUCGAUCGCAAGGGGUACCGCCACCAGGUCGAGUACAAUACGUCGGUGGAGCGAGCAGUCAAGGAGGGCUCGAAAUGGGUCUUGACCCUGAGGAAAACCCUCCCCGGCGGCAAGCACAACUAUUGGUGGCAGGAGACCUUCGACGCCCUCGUCGUCGCCAGCGGCCACUACAGCAUCCCGCGCUUCUCUCCUGUCCCCGGACUGGCGGAAUUCGAGCAGAACCAUCCUGGGAGCGUUGAGCACAGCAAGAUCUACCGCGGACCGGAACGGUAUCGCGGGAAGACGGUCAUCACAGUCGGCGCUUCUGUGUCGGCAACCGACAUUACCAGAGCGAUUGUCAAGGUUGCAAAGUCGCCCGUGUACGCAUCAAUCCGAGAACCGCACCGGGUCUACGGCACCGUGCCAUUCGAACACCCACAAAUCUCGCUGAAGCCCACCAUCUCGCACGUGUCGACAUCUCCGAACAGUCGGACCGUCUUCUUCUCCGACGGCAGCAAGGUCGAGAACGUGGACCACAUCAUCUUUGGAACCGGCUACGACUUCAGCUUGCCGUUCCUCCCCUCGGUGAAAGUGGUCAAUCGCAGGAUCCCGGGCACCUACCAGCACAUCUUCAUGCAAGAUGAUCCCACUCUCGCAUUUGUCGGCGGGGUUUCGGCGGGCUUCACAUUCCUCGUCUUUGAGUGGCAGGCAGUGGUGGUGGCUAGGUUUUUGGCUGGACGCAUCACUCUUCCCUCGCGCGAGGUCCAGAAGAAAUGGGAGACCGACCGUCUGGCCAAACGGGGCGACGGUCAGCCAUUCUUCAAAGUCGCCCCGGAUUUUGAAGAAUACUUUGAAGAUCUCCGCAAGUUGGCUGGCGAUCCGGCCCCUGGCACGCCGGGAAGACGACUCAUCAGGUGGAACCCGGCUUGGUUGGGCAUUGCCGAGCAGACCAUGCAAGAGAGGAUUGAAAAAUGGCGCCAGAUCGCAAAGGAAACCGAAGACCAGCUGAAGGCUGAGGCUGAGGCUGAGGCUGACCGCCAGAAACGGCCGACAUUGGCUAGGCUGUGA
Messenger RNA from Capronia epimyces CBS 606.96, 1497 nucleotides. RefSeq lists its product as uncharacterized. The transcript is spliced from 4 exons. Lineage: Eukaryota; Fungi; Ascomycota; Eurotiomycetes; Chaetothyriales; Herpotrichiellaceae. Gene Ontology annotation, molecular function: N,N-dimethylaniline monooxygenase activity; NADP binding; flavin adenine dinucleotide binding. Bases 1 to 1497 code for a protein of 498 amino acids. The record is from RefSeq and is a predicted model, not a curated record.